ACUCUACAGAACAGAACAUCCCCCUCUCUAUCCCUCUUCCGUUCUCUCUGCAAAAUCUGCUCUUGCUGUAAGCUAUGGACAGCGAUUCCUUCUCGUUUCUACUGAAAAUUAAACGUUGUUUCUUCUUCGUUAUUCUUUUAUGUUUCUCUUUUCAUUUUGGCUUUGCCUGGAAAACGCCGUUCCACCCAAGAGAUGUUCUUCCACUAUUGCCCAGAGAAAUUUCAUGGCCUAUGCUCAACUCUCUCCAAAAUGCAGUUGAUCUUCUCCCAACUUUUGUUGGUGCUGCCUCGUCUCCCAACGACACUUUAGAGUGGAAAGGCGCUUGUUUCUAUAAGACCCAGGCUUGGAUGGAAUUUCAUAACAAAACUGGUAGCGAGUUCGGGGGAGGGACACUUCAUAUCAAGACUAGCAAUGCUCACAGUUGGACAUGUAUGGAUAUCUACCUCUUCACAACUCCCUACCGUGUGACAUGGGACUACUACUUUUUGGGUCGGGAGCAUACAUUUGAGUUUAAAGAAUGGGAGGGGAAAGCUGAGUAUGAAUAUGUUAAACAUAAUGGCAUCUCCAUUUUCCUCAUGCAAUCAGGGAUGCUGGGAACUCUACGAGCUCUUUGGGAUGUCUUCCCUUUAUUCUCAAAUACUGGAUGGGGUGAGAACUCUAACCUUGCAUUUCUCAAGAAGCGUAUGGGGGCUUCAUUUGAACAGCGUCCUCAACCUUGGGUUACAAACAUUAGUGUCGAUGAUAUUCACUCUGGAGAUUUCUUAGCAAUAUCCAAAAUUCGUGGGCGAUGGGGUGGUUUCGAGACUUUGGAGAAGUGGGUUACUGGAGCAUAUGCUGGUCAUACAGCUGUUUGCUUGAAGGAUUCUGAAGGAAAACUUUGGGUUGGAGAAUCUGGACAUGAGAAUGAAAAGGGAGAAGAUAUUAUUGCUGUGCUGCCUUGGGAAGAAUGGUGGGAAUUUGAGUUGACCAAAGAUGACUCCAACCCCCACAUUGCAUUGCUUCCCUUGCAUCCUGACAUCCAGGCCAAAUUUAAUGAAACUGCUGCGUGGGAGUAUGCAAGAAGUAUGUCAGGGAAACCAUAUGGGUAUCAUAACAUGAUAUUUAGCUGGAUAGACACUUUAGAUGGGAACUAUCCACCACCAUUGGAUGCACACGUGGUUGCUUCUGUUAUGACUAUAUGGCAUCAAAUGCAGCCAGAUUAUGCUGCUAAUAUGUGGAACGAAGCCCUGAACAUUCGACUUGGGACCAAGGACCUUGAUCUUCCAGAUAUUCUAGUUGAAAGUGAAAAACGUGGAUUAUCUUUCGAUAAAUUGCUCACAAUUCCUGAACAAGACGAUUGGCUAUAUAGUGAUGGGAAAUCAACCUCUUGUGUUGCUUUCAUUCUAGAGAUGUAUAAGCAGGCGGGGCUUUUUGAGCCAAUUUCCAGCUCCAUUCAAGUCACAGAGUUUACGAUAAAAGAUGCUUACACCCUCAAGUUUUUCGAAAAUAACUCAAGUCGCCUACCAAAGUGGUGUAAUGAAGCUGAUGACAAAGAGCUCCCCUUCUGUCAAAUUCGAGGUCAGUAUCGGAUGGAACUACCUGGAUACAAUACCAUGGAUCCAUACCCCCAUAUGAACGAGAGGUGCCCAUCUCUUCCUCCAGAGUAUCAUAGACCAGAAAAUUGCUGAAGCUGGCUCCUGUUUCUCUUUUUCAGUUUUGUAUAUAUUCAGUGCUGCACAGAUACUGGAUCAGGUAAUCUUAGAUCUGCCAUUGAUAGUUGAUAGGUGUGAUAUAAAAUAUUGAAAAUCUGAUGAGUAGAAGCAGUUGUUUGUACCACAGAAAAGAAAGGAAUGUUUGGGUGGGGAAGAAACAACUUUGCUUACUCUCUUGCCAAUUGAAAAUCAUUAAGAAAUUUAGCUUUAACAAAUUCAUCCAAAUGUGUGAACUUGUAAUUCCAAGUUGAGCUUUGAUAUAUUUUUUCUCU
This is a messenger RNA of Telopea speciosissima, 1963 nucleotides long. RefSeq lists its product as uncharacterized. The record is from RefSeq and is a predicted model, not a curated record. The transcript is spliced from 7 exons. The coding region runs from base 75 to 1667 and encodes 530 amino acids. NCBI's taxonomy places the organism in Eukaryota, Viridiplantae, Streptophyta, Magnoliopsida, Proteales, Proteaceae.